Molecule: messenger RNA, 1552 nt
Organism: Hypanus sabinus (Atlantic stingray)
Lineage: Eukaryota; Metazoa; Chordata; Chondrichthyes; Myliobatiformes; Dasyatidae
Product: transmembrane 4 L6 family member 5-like
Exons: 4
Coding region: 28-516 (162 amino acids)
Cellular component (GO): membrane
Source: RefSeq, a predicted model, not a curated record
UUCCCAAAUGGAGAAACUGUCCACUUAAUGAAGAAUCAUAUCCCCUGGACGAUCAUGGCUCAGGUCGGACUUUGGGGAAGCGGAUUAUUGGUCAUUGUAGCUUCCUAUAAGAUCAACACUGCUGCUGUUGCCGAAUGCUGUUGCUGUUUCUGCCUAGGCUCCAGGCUAAAAAUGUUUGCCUCCAUCUUUUACUCCUUAUUAGCAAUCGUUGGCUCAGCAAUUUGUUUUGGUAUAUCUGCCUGCGGACUUGCAGAUGGACCUCUUUGCUUAUCUAAUGUCACCUUACCCAACAAUGGCCAUGCUCAGCUGUGGAAUUACCCAUUCCAGAAGAGGAAUGUCAGUGCUGCCAACUACCUGCAUGACUCUUCACGCUGGGGAACUUGUGUGGAACCCAAGAACAUUGUGGUCUGGAAUAUAAUACUCUUCUCCAUACUCCUUGCAGUCAGUAGCCUGGAGGCUGUUCUAUGUAGCUUUCAGAUCAUAAAUGCAUUUUUUGGUUGUAUUUUUGGUAGAUAGCAGCUUGUUGGUCACAUAUUGACCUCCCGAACAUCACAGGCUUGUUUUACUGGAUGGAAUUCUCAUACAGUGGCAUGCAAAAGCUUGGGCACCCUUUGUCAAAAUUUCUGUCACUGUGAAUAGCUAAGCGAGUAAAAGAUGACUUGAUUUCCAAAAGGCAUAAAGUUAAAGAUGACACAUUUCUUUAAUAUUUUAAGCAAGAUUACUUAUUUAUUUCCAUCUUUUACAGUUUCAAAAUAACAAAAAUGGAAAAGGGCCCAAAGCAAAUGUUUGGGUGAAGUUCUUUUGCAGUCAAACAGGUGUUUUGAUUUGCCUUUCUAGCAAUCCUACGAGCAGUUUUCUCAGAAAGUUUUCGGUCUUCCAGACCUCAACUUGACCUCCAUCGUUCCUGUUAACUGCCAUGUCUUGAUUACAUUAUGAACUGAGGAAACAGCUACUUGAAAACUCUUUGAUCUCUUCUUAUAGCCUCUUCCUGCUUUUUGGGCAUCAUUUAUUUUAAUUUUCAGAGUGCUAGGCAGCUGCUUAGAGGAGCCCAUGGCCGCUGAUUGUUGGGACAAGGUUUGAGGAGUUAGGAUAUUUAUAAAGCAUUGAAAUUUGCUUCACCUGGCCUUUCCUAACGAUGACUGUGAACAAGUCAUAGGCCUAACAAGCUAAUUAAGGUCUGAUACCUUGGUAAAAGUUAUCUGAGAGCUCAAAUCUCUCGGGGUGCCCGAACUUUUACAUGAUGUUUUUCUCACUCUAAAAUUGUACAAAACAAAAAUAAUACAAUAAAUUUGCUUAAAAUGUUGAAAAGAAUGUUUCAACAAAGCCUGGCUGUCGAUGUAGUUGCUCCUACUCUACUUAAUUUAUUGUUUCCAACUUGUUUUGUAAACUUACUUUUUUUUCCUUGAAAUAUUAAUAAGAUUGUAUUCUGUUUCAUUUUUCAAGAGUUUGCUUUUCAAAAUGUUUUGCAAAUGGGGCUGAUCUUUUUUUAAAACACUUUUUUGGUGGUGUUUAUAGCAUUCCCUUCUCAAUGUUUUGAGUAAGGUGGAAGUUU